GAUCACACACAGCAGCAGUGGUUAUGUAACGGUGGUAACCCAGGCCAACACACUGUAACAAAUCCUCUCCUGCGUCAAAUGGGUAUUGACAGAUUUUGUAGUUUGGACGGUUCUGAUCCGUUUUGGGAUUGGAACCGGACAUGGCAAACACCCAAUCCAGACCUGACACCAUGUUUCCAGAACACAGUGCUGGUUUGGAUACCCUGCCUCUACCUCUGGCUGUUAGCACCAUUCUACUUCCUAUACCUCAAAACCCAUGAUCGUGGAUACAUAUGCAUGACCCACCUCAAUAGAGCCAAAACAGUUAUCGGGUUUACCCUAUGGCUUAUCUGCUGGGCAGAUGCUUUCUACUCUUUCUGGGAAAGAAGCCAAAGUGCUGCUAUAGCCCCCGUUUACCUGGUCAGCCCCACAGUGCUUGGCAUUACAAUGUUGCUGGCUACAUUCUUCAUCCAGUAUGAACGAAUAAAGGGGGUCCAGUCCUCAGGGGUAAUGCUAAAUUUUUGGCUGGUCACCAUAGUGUGCGCUACCGUCACCUUUCGCUCCAAGAUUUUUCAUGCACUUAAUGAACCUGCCAGUGUGUAUGUGUUCAGAUAUACCACCUUCUACAUAUAUUAUGCAUUGCUUCUCAUCUCACUGAUCUUGGCCUGUUUGUCCGACCAGCUUCCGCUUUUUUCACAGGCUGUCAAAGACUCAAAUCCAUGUCCAGAGUUGGGAGCUUCCUUCCUGUCCAAGAUCACUUUCUGGUGGAUCACAAGGCUGAUGGUUCAGGGUUAUAAAAGGCCUCUGGAUGAGAAGGAUCUGUGGUCGCUUAACUCGGAGGAUAAAUCUAAGAGAGUGGUGCCACAGCUAAUGCGGCGCUGGGACCAAGAAUGUGUUAAGGUCAAAAGACCAGUAGAUAUGACCCUCUACUCCCCAAAACAAGCAGCAGUGCGAGAAAAGGAGGAUGGACAGCCAGUAGAAGAGUCAGAGAUUCUGCUUGCGAAAACCCUUCAGAAAACUGGCGAGCCCUCUCUCUUCUGCGCACUCUGCUGAACCUUUGGACCCUAUUAUCAAGUCAGUAUAAGUUAUAAGUUUAUACAUGACAUCCUGAUGUUUGUUGGACCAGAGUUUCUCAGGCUGCUGAUCCAGUUUGUGAAUGAUUCCAGUGCCCCCUCUUGGCAUGGCUACUUCUACACCGCCCUGCUGUUUGUUUGUACCUGUGUGCAAACCCUCAUUUUGCAGAAGUAUUUCCACGUUUGCUUUGUGACUGGUAUGAGAUUACGUACGGCCAUUGUUGGCGCUGUAUAUAGGAAGGCCUUGGUCAUUACCAGUGCUGCUCGUCGCACAUCCACCGUGGGAGAGAUCGUGAAUCUAAUGUCUGUUGACGCUCAGCAUUUUAUGGACCUCAUCACCUAUAUCAACAUGAUCUGGUCAGCGCCUUUUCAGGUUAUGCUGCCCCUCUACUUCCUGUGGCAGAAUCUGGGUCCUUCAGUGCUUGCUGGAGUUGCAGUGAUGGUGUUGAUGGUUCCUGUAAAUGCAGUCAUCACCAUGAAGACUAAAACAUACCAGGUUGCCCAGAUGAAAAGCAAGGACAAUAAUAGGAUCAAGCUUAUGAAUGAGGUUGUGAAUGGCAUUAAGGUGCUUAAACUCUACGCAUGGGAACUGGCCUUCAAAGACAAAGUGUCCACCAUCCGAGAGAGUGAAUUGCGUUUGUUGAAGAAGACUGCUUACCUUAGCGCUGUGUCCUCCUUUACUUGGGUCUGCACACCAUUUUUGGUUGCCCUCUCAACAUUCACAGUAUUCGUGUUAGUGGAUGAACACAAUGUUCUGGAUGCACAGAAGGCAUUUGUUUCUCUGGCUCUGUUCAAUAUCCUGCGCUUCCCGCUCAACACGUUGCCCAUGGUCAUCAGCAGCAUGGUGCAGGCCAGCGUGUCUAUGAAGCGCCUUCGUGUGUUUCUGUCCCAUAAGGAGUUGGAUGAAGACAGCGUGGAGCGCCCGGCCAUCACUGGAUCUCCUGACAGCAUUAGGAUUGUAGACGGAGCUUUCAGCUGGUCUAAAGAUGACCCCCCUACUUUGAAGAGGAUUAACGUGCAUAUCCAUGAGGGGGCGCUGGUUGUUGUGGUAGGGCAUGUGGGUUUGGGGAAAUCCUCUUUGCUUUCAGCUUUGCUGGGAGAGAUGCAGAAACAAGAAGGAUCUGUCUCGAUCAAGGGCUCAGUGGCUUAUGUGCCUCAGCAGGCCUGGAUCCAGAAUGCCACUCUCAAAGACAACAUUUUGUUUGGACGGGAAACGAAAGAGAACUGGUACCAAGAUGUGGUAGAGGCCUGUGCCCUCUCACCAGACCUAGAGAUCUUACCUGGAGGAGACUUGACAGAGAUUGGGGAGAAGGGCGUGAAUCUGUCUGGAGGUCAGAAACAGCGAGUGAGUCUGGCCAGGGCUGUGUACUGCAGAUGUGCUGUCUACCUGCUGGAUGACCCGCUCUCAGCGGUGGACGCCCAUGUUGGGAAACACAUCUUUGAGAAGGUCAUCGGUCCUCAAGGUGUGCUACAGGGCCAGACUCGAGUUCUGGUGACCCAUGGACUGAGCUUCCUGCCUCAAGCAGACCUGAUCCUGGUGAUGGCGGAUGGCGAGAUCACAGAAAUGGGCUCUUACACUGAGCUCUUAGGCAGACAAGGCGCCUUUGCUGAGUUCCUGUGCACUUACACCAACACAGAGCAGGAGGAGGUGGAGGAGUCAGUGGAAGACACAGUCCCACAGAAAGAAGUGGAGAACAUGGGCCCUGCUGCAUUGCUGGAACAGAGCCAGAACUCGCUUAAUGCAGCAGGCACAGGUAAAACCCCACAGAUGACUGAACCCAAUGAUACUGCAGCAAAGAAAACCAAGUCUGCAGAAUCUGCGAGACUAACCGAGGCAGACAAAGCCAACACAGGCAGGGUAAAGUUGCCUGUGUUUUGGGAGUACAUGAAGGCUAUCGGUUUGCCCUUGUCCUGUUUCAGCAUAUUCCUAUUCUUCUGUCAUCAUCUGUCCUCUUUGGGAUCGAACUACUGGCUUAGUCUCUGGACAGAUGACCCUGUUAUCAAUGGCACGCAGCCCAACAGAGAGAUGCGUUUAGGGGUUUAUGGAGCCCUGGGAAUCUCACAAGGUAUUGCAGUGUGUGUCUAUUCCUUCUCUGUGUCUGUUGGUGGGAUCUUGGCCUCCCGUUACCUGCACCAGACAAUGCUCUACAACGUUCUAAGGUCACCCAUGUCUUCCUUUGAACGCACACCCAGCGGCAACCUGGUCAACCGCUUUGCCAAAGAGACAGACACCAUUGACUCAGUCAUCCCUAGAAUCAUAAAAAUGUUCAUGGGCUCCAUGUUUAAUGUGCUGGGCUCAUGUGCUGUCAUCCUCAUUGCCACACCACUGGUAGCCAUCAUCAUCCUUCCACUGGGUCUGUUCUACUUCUUUGUACAGCAUUUCUAUGUGGCCUCCUCUCGGCAACUGAAGCGGCUGGAGUCAAUGAGCCGCUCUCCUGUCUACACACACUUCAAUGAGACACUGCUGGGCACCAGUGUGAUCAGAGCAUUUGGAGAGCAACAGCGCUUCAUCAGGGAGAGUGAUGACAGAGUGGACCAUAACCAGAAAGCUUAUUUUCCCAGUAUCAUAGCCAACCGAUGGCUGGCAGUGAGGCUGGAGUUUGUAGGGAACUGUAUUGUGACAUUUGCAGCACUCUUUGCUGUAAUGGCCAGGAACAGCCUGAGUCCAGGCAUCAUGGGACUGUCCAUCUCCUACGCUCUGCAGGUUACAACAUCCCUGAACUGGCUGGUACGGAUGUCCUCUGAGCUGGAGACCAACAUUGUGGCUGUGGAGAAGGUGAAGGAAUAUGGAGACACAGAGAAAGAGGCUGAAUGGAAGUUGGAGCCCUCUACUCUGCCUGCUGGCUGGCCGACCACUGGUCACAUUGAAAUGCGCAACUUUGGCUUAAGAUACAGGGAGGACUUGGAGCUGGCUAUUUGUGAUAUCUCAGUCACCAUCGAGGGAGGAGAGAAUGUGGGAAUUGUGGGUAGAACAGGAGCAGGGAAGUCAUCUCUGACAUUAGGGCUCUUCCGUAUCAUUGAAGCAGCACAGGGAGAGAUCCGUAUAGAUGGAGUGAACAUCGCUGAACUUGGCCUGCAUGAGUUACGAUCCAAUAUCACAAUCAUUCCUCAGGAUCCAGUGCUGUUCUCAGGUUCCCUGCGUAUGAAUCUGGAUCCCUUUGAUGGCUACUCUGAUGAGGAGCUGUGGAGAGCUCUGGAACUGGCACAUCUCAAGAACUUUGUGUCUGGUCUGCCUGACAGACUGAACCAUGAGUGUUCAGAGGGAGGAGAAAACCUCAGUCUGGGUCAGCGGCAGCUGGUUUGCCUGGCUCGAGCUCUCCUCAGGAAGACCAAGAUUCUGGUUUUGGAUGAAGCCACAGCAGCUGUGGACCUGGAGACAGACAAUCUCAUUCAGUCCACCAUCCGAACCCAGUUUGAGGACUGCACCGUUCUGACCAUCGCACACCGCCUCAACACCAUCAUGGACUACACAAGGGUGAUGGUUCUUGAUAAGGGCCAGAUGGCAGAAUUUGGCUCUCCGUCCACUUUAAUCGCCAAGAAGGGAAUUUUCUACAAGAUGGCCAAAGACUCAGGUUUGGUCUGAUAAGGAGAGGUGCAGAAGAGCCCUCUGUUCAUGUUGGACAUAUCACUGGGUGGAGCCCAUGGAGAGAGGACCUGACAUGGACACCAUAGGCGCAUACAGCUCACAUACAGCGUGGUUUCCAUCCAAAAUGUUUUGCAUUUUUUUAAGCACAUUUCUAAAAAUUCAACUUAUACGAAUUGUUUCGCAUUUCCAUAGACUACAUAAUGCGCAUUAUCACGAGGGAGCCGCCUCAUCAUGAUGGAGCAGCUGAAUGACCUCUGCCUGCUUUGGGGAUAGUUUUAUUUGCAAGAUUGGAGCAAGUAUCUCAUUUUAUUAAAGAGCCCAUAUUAUGCUAAUUUACAGGUUCAUGAUUUUAUUUUGGGGGUAUACUAGAAUAGGUUUAUAUGCUUUAAUGUAAAAACAAAAAAAACAUUAUUUUUCUCAUACUGUAUAGUUCUGCUAAACCCAUUUUCAUCCUUUGGCUCAAACGCUCUGAUUUAGGUCCUGUCUCUUUAAAGCCCCCCUUUCCAAAAAGACCAGUCAGAUUGGUCAGCUGGCCUAGUCUGUUGUGAUUGGUCAACCGAGUAGAGCGUGUAUCAGAAAUUUAACGCCCCUUACCAUAACUGAGUUUCAGCUUCCGAGUCUUCCUGAGCAACUCUGUAAACACUGCUGUAACUACGGUAACGUUCGAUAAUGAAAGUUUGGAAAAACAAGUUGAUCGACCCGAACCACCUUCGCAAGCACGAUUUGAGCAGGACUUUUCACCGUGGUAAGUUUUAAUUUUGUAGCUUUCUUACAGGUACACUGUUGAUUAUUGUGAACCUAACAAAGCUUCAAGUAAAAGACACGUAGUGCAUCUAUGUUAGUCAUCUUUUGCUGGAAUUGGUGUAGCCGAACUUUUUUCGCCUGAGAUAUGAACGGAGAACAGUUAUGGUUUGUGAGCAAGUUAGCCGAGGACUACAGUGGAUAGCGGCCGUAACAUUACAGCUUGUAAUGAUAUAAUUACAUAAGACUCUUGAGAUCGACCCUUUUGUUUCACAGUUUUAGGUAAAAGCCAGCCCACAGCUUAAUAGUAAACCCUUACCAAAACAAUAACAUUACAUAGCAAGUUACCCGAGCACUACCGUGGAUUACAGAUGUAAAAUGACCAUUUGUAACAAUAAAUCCAUCUCCACACUUGAUCACUAUUCAUGAUAGUAAAAACGACAAACAAUCUGCAUAAUUCUACACAAUUGUAGGUAAAAUGCGAAAUAAUUAAAAUACAUUUUAAUCACUGAUUCUUUAAAUUGUCUGCCUUUGGAAGUCCAAACAAAGAGGUUUUGCUUUUGCAGUGAAGAAAACAGUUUCUUCUCGACAUGGCGACAGCACUAACCCAACUCAUCCUGGCCUGGCUCUAACUACCUUUGUUUGAGGGUGGGCCAAAAUAGUCCUUAGGUGGACAUUAUGCAGAUGUGUUACAUAGUAACGUAGAUACUUUACGGAAGAAAUGGCUGGACUACCAUCCAGCCGUUUCUUGUAGUUCUUGAGCAGUGUUGCCUGUGGGAGAGAAUAACUCCCUUUUGCGUGGACCUUUUACAUGCACAAACAGUUAUAUUACACACUAAAGGAAAGGUAAAAUCCCAAAAAGCAUAAUAGGGCUUCUUUAAAUGCAUCCACGAGACACCGCAGAAUAAGUGUAAUAUCUGAUAUAAUGUGGGCUGAAAUAGCUGCGAUGCCCUCACACCACCAGUCUACGCAUACCUGGGAGCAUCCACUCUCAAAACUGUUCUAGCGGAUUGUGAGGACCCACUUUAUUGACCAGCUGUGGGUUAAACACUUCCGAAUGACAAGCGCUAUGUUCAAAGAAUUGUGUGCUAUGGUCAAGCUAUCGCACACUCAUAACACAUGCACGAAUAGUCAAAACACAUCAUUGUUUUGCGAAUAAACAGUUUCCAUCACCUUAAUGCGUAUUUAACUAAUGCGAAACUCCAGAAAAUCCACCUCCUCCUAGCGCAUUAAAUUUUAAGCAAAUUUAGAGAGUUUAUUCGCAUAUCAAACGUUUCUAUUCAGGAUUUCUUAUGCCCAAUUUCAAAAUGUGCAUAAAAAUAGUUGGAUGGAAACCUACCUAAUGACAUCCAUUACUCUGCUGCUCCACAGCUGUUACUGUAGCCUUCAGUUUUCUCUCUGUUUUAAAGGUUUCGCUGCAAAUGCUGCUUUAAAAGGUUGUUUGAUGCCAUAAUUUGGGAUGUUUGAAGUUUGAGUUCUUCAUAGAUAUUUGUGUUAUUUGAUUCCAUUUGAAAAACUUCUCAUUUUGUGAACACACCAAACCACUGAGUCAAACACUCCUUGUUAGUGAUGAAAAUGAAUAAUGAUUGCACUAUUGUUUUACUAGAGUUGAAGAGUAAAGAACAAAGGUCUUUCUGUGCAGUGUACUGAUGAUGCAGUGGUCAGUUCUAAGCUGGUAGUCAAUCAUCAGCUGGGAAACACUCUUCCCAGUUCUGUACUUUAUGUACUUUAGUGUGUGCUGGAUUUAACAGAGGAUGUGGGGCUUCAUCCCAAGCAAAAGUUCUUAAAUUAAGCAAUUCUCAUUGUCAAAGUCCUCUAAAGAGACAAAAUUUAAACUCACCCAGAUAGCUAUGGCCUUCUCUAAUUUCAGUAAUAUUUAUUUAUAUAUUGAGAGUAACUCUUUUACAGUAUUAUUUUACCUUAUAAUUAGAGGUGUAAAAAAAUUAUUAUCGUAUUGUAUCGUACGAUACGACACUCAUUGUACAAUAUCAUAUGUAUCAUACGAUACAUAAACACAUUAUAGUGUAAUUUAAACCAAUCAGCACAAUAUUGAGAGCUGCGGAACAGUCUCCACCCGCGAGAGGCGGCGCUAAGCACUCCCAGGAAAACAGAGCAACACACUUACAGUACAUAGGCAAGAAGAUCGUUGGCAAAUGGCAAGUAGAUUGUACUGUUGCGGUACAGCUUGUCGAAUUGGCCAAACAACGGUGUCAUAUCCUGGUGCUACAGUACACUCAACUUUUCAUUUUAUUUAUGCCGAUAUCACUGCACAAAACGGUGGAUUUGUGAGGCAGAAACAGCAGCAGUAACUUUAACAGCCACCUCUCCCAGCCAACACUGAGCGUGACAUACACAGCAAGACAUAACUACCAAAAAACUGCUUAUUCAAAAAAACCAACAACGUAAGAAACCCACAAUUACAUGAGACUUAUAAUUAUCUGCUUCUU
Myxocyprinus asiaticus (Chinese sucker) is the source of this 7826-nucleotide messenger RNA. Its product is annotated as multidrug resistance-associated protein 1-like. The record is from RefSeq and is a predicted model, not a curated record. Gene Ontology annotation, biological process: xenobiotic transport; glutathione transmembrane transport. Gene Ontology annotation, molecular function: ATP hydrolysis activity; glutathione transmembrane transporter activity; ABC-type xenobiotic transporter activity. NCBI's taxonomy places the organism in Eukaryota, Metazoa, Chordata, Actinopteri, Cypriniformes, Catostomidae. Gene Ontology annotation, cellular component: basolateral plasma membrane.